AUGGCAAACACGACACUCAACGCCGCAGAUAGCCUAUUCGGCCCUGUUGUCAAACCGAUCUCGGGGACGUUUUUCGACUUUACGCGACUUUUUGAGGAGUCCAUAUUUUCCAUCGGGCCUUCAGCUGCGUUGAUGCUCAUCGCUCCGGUACGGAUAUGGUACCUCCGCAAGACACCGAGAAAGGUGGUUCGGGACCGCCUGGCUUUGAGCAAACUUGUUCUUCUGGCUACACUCCUUGUUCUCGAAGUCAUUAACCUUGGGAUGUGGGCAGCACCAUCAGCUCAGUCUCUACGGACCCGUGCGUCCAUUCCUGCCGCGAGUCUGUCCUUUGCAGCGACCUUAGGUCUAGCAUGCCUUUCGUAUACUGAACAUAUGAGAUCGAUUACGCCGAGUCUAAUCAUCAAUUUGUAUUUGCUCUUAACCCUGCCCCUGGACUUUGCACAAGUGAGAUCCUUGUGGCUGCGAGGUGCCGACUCUGCGGUCACACCGAUCUUCACAAGUGUCACCUCCAUCAAAGCAUGUUUACUCCUUGUGGAGGCUAUCGAGAAAGCAAGCCUGCUGCUACCACCUUUUAAAAGUUCCUCACCAGAGUCCACAAGUGGCAUAUAUUCCCGAGCGCUUUUCUGGUGGCUGAACCCCCUAUUCCUGCUGGGUUACAAGACGAUACUCUCGGACGACAAUCUGUUUGUAACAGACCCAAAACUGAUGUCUAAAUCGGUUUUCCAUCGAUUUCAACGACACUGGGCUAAGUAUCAGGCUACAGGUGGAAAAGGGUCCUUGCGCACCGCCCUAGCUAGAACAAUGCUCCUGCCAUUCUCGACAGCCAUUUUGCCGCGAUUGCUGGUGGUACUAUUCAGAUUCAUGCAACCAUUUCUCAUACGUGAUGUAUCAAGGUUUGUCGCCGAGCCUGUGACGAGUCACUCAACGUCCCAAGGAUGGGCCCUGGCUGCAGCAUAUGGAUUGGUAUAUCUCGGCUUAGCGAUAUCUCAAGCCAUCUACUACCAUCAGACAUACAGAAUGGUUACCAUGACGCGUGGGGCGCUGGUCGCAGCCAUCUAUGCAAAGGCAAUCGAGCUUCCAACCACUGCUCUCGACGAAUCUGCCCCUGUGACGCUAAUGUCCACUGAUGUCCAGCGAGUGUGCGAUUCUCUCGCUCAACUUCACGAAACAUGGGCCAGCAUUAUUGAGGUCGCGCUAGGUAUCUGGCUCCUUACGAGAGAGAUCGGCUUCUCUGUGUUCGGGCCUGUGGUGAUCACCGUGGUGUCUGUCUUGGCCACUGUGGCAGUAUCGAAGCGUAUGCCUACCGCGCAAAAGCUGUGGCUCAAGUCCAUCCAGACUCGUAUCGGUGUGACUUCCAAGAUGCUGCAAUCAAUGAAAGGGGUCAAAAUGCUGGGUCUGACUCCAUACAUGUCCACUCUCAUCCAAAGUCUACGGGAGCACGAGAUCCUUUUAUCACUCAAAUCUCGGAGAUUACAAGCGACUUGCAUUGUCCUUGCCAAUGUCGCUCAAGCUAUCGCUCCAGGAGUAGCGUUUAUUCUGUAUGUCGUAAUUCCCCGAAACGGGGACCAAACGCUCGAUGUUGCCCAGGCAUAUACUUCUUUAUCCUUGAUCGCAUUGAUUACGAGGCCCGUGGCCUCGUUGAUCUUCGCGGCGCCUCCGCUGAGGGCAUCACUUGGAUGCAUAGAGCGGAUCCAGUCCUUUCUAUUCUCCCGGACUCGAACCGACAAUCGACUCAUCACGAAAUCCAGUCCAGCGAAGGAUAACAGAAAAUCAUCCAGAACUUCUGGACAAGCCAUGGAACUGCAACCUGUGACUCCAACAGUUGAUCCCUCACGGAACCGUCAAGCGCCAAUUCGCUUGCUGAACGCCACCUUUGCAUGGAGCGCCACACACUCACCAGUUGUGGAAGAUAUUUCAUUUGAACUUCCUCCAGGUAGCCUGACUUUUCUUCUGGGGCCUGUGGGAUGUGGGAAGUCAAGCUUACUUAAGGGCAUACUGGGCGAGAUUCCAUCGAGCAAAGGGUUCGUAUACCUGGAAUCCCCGGAGACUGCUUUCGUGCAGCAAACUCCCUGGAUUCAAGACAAGACCUUUCGUGACAACAUCCUUGGCACAUCGCCGUUCGACGCCAAGUGGUACCGUGCAGUCAUUACAGCAUGUGCCUUGGAUGAUGACAUUGCCGAAUUUCUCAAGGGGGAUCUAACAGUCGUUGGCGCCGCGGGUCACGGCUUGUCAGGUGGGCAGAGGCUUCGUUUGGCGCUGGCUCGUGCAAUUUACCCUCGGCCCAGUACUUUGAUUCUCGACGACACAUUCAGUGGCUUAGACGCCGAGAGCGAAGGCACGAUCUUCAGGAGCCUCUUGGGAAAGGGAGGUCUCUUACGACAGUUAGGUACAACCAUUUUGUUGGCGACACACGCAGCCCAUCGACUAUCAUACGCAGAUUAUAUAAUCGUGCUGUCUGCGCAAGGAACCAUCUCUGAAGAAGGGACGUUCUCUGAGCUGAUGAGCAGUGAAGGCUAUAUUUCAAUAUUGGCGGCGAGACACAAGCCUGAGGUUGAAAGUGUCACUCUUGAAAACAAAAUUCUCUCACGAAAUUCGAAACCUGCCAACGAAAAUCGUGGUGAUUAUUCUCAGGAGAUGGUGCCGACGUUAGGCGAUAUCCAAGUGUACAAAUACUAUUUUGGGGCCAUUGGAUGGCUCAACACUGCUGCUUUUGUCUGUUUGAUCAUGUCAUUCGCAUUUUUCUCGCGAUUUCCAGAUGCUUGGAUGAAAUUCUGGACCUCGGCUGUCGCAACGCAUGGCAACUCUAUCAGCGGAAAGUACGUUACUGUUUAUUUUUCCAUCGGAGUCAUGGCUCUGGUUAGUGUUCUUGGGGUCGCAUUCCACGUAUACUCCAAAAUGGUACCGGCAUCUGCGAGAUAUCUGCACCUCACUCUGCUGUCAACAGUCAUGGCCGCACCGCUGUCCUUCUUCACGUCCGUUCAGACUGGUCAAAUACUGAACAGAUUCAGUCAGGAUCUUGGACUUGUGGACAAUGAGCUCCCUUCGGCCUUGAUUCAAGUGAGCGGCCCGUUCUUCUUGUGUCUAGUGCAGAUCAUCUUCAUUUGCCUCUCGGCGGCUUACUUUGUGACAAUAUUGCCGCUGGUGCUGCUAGUAUUGUACUUCCUGCAAAAGUACUAUCUGCGCACUUCACGCCAGAUAAGGCUGCUCGACCUGGAAGCGAAGGCACCCUUGUACUCCCAUUUCUUGGAAACGCUCCAGGGUCUAGUGACGAUCCGAGCUUUCGGAUGGGCGAAGGAGUUCGAAGAGCAGAACAUGGAUCUGUUGGACAAGUCACAGAAACCAUUCUAUCUCCUAUUCUGUAUCCAACGCUGGCUGAGCCUUGUCCUUGAUAUCAUUGUUGCUGCUCUUGCAGUGAUCUUGAUGAUCAUUGUUGUUGAGCUGCGCGACAAACUAGAUCCAGCUCUAGUGGCGCUGGCACUGUUAAACAUCAUGUCAUUCAACAGCAACCUCACCGCUAUCAUCCAGAUGUGGACAGGCUUAGAGACGUCCAUGGGGGCGAUCUCACGCUUGAAGACCUUUAACCAGAGUACCUCUUCCGAGGAUCGGGCGGAAGAAUGCUCCCCUCUGCCUGAAACUUGGCCAAGCGGCGGCCAUGUCGAAUUUUCCGGGCUGUCAGCUACCUAUGCGCACGAACUGCCAAAUGUCAUUAAAGAUAUCGAUUUGACCAUAGCACCCGGCGAGAGGUUGGGUAUUUGUGGCACGUCCGGCUCCGGGAAGUCCUCAUUGAUCACCUCCUUGUUCCGCAUGCUUGAAAUCACUAAUGGAACCAUAUACAUUGACGGUAUUGACCUGUCCACAAUUUCCCGCCAGCGCAUCCGUGAGCGUCUGAACGCUAUUCCACAGGAUCCUUUCUUCCUCAAGGGUACCAUUCGGCAGAAUAUCGACCCCUUCGGUAAGGUCACUGACGAAGCAAUCGAACUUGUGCUCUGCAAGGUUGGCCUUUGGGCUACUGUCAGUACGGCACCAUAUGGUCUCGACAGUGAGAUGGAAGCUGAAGAGUUACUUUCUCACGGCCAGAGGCAACUCUUCUGCCUUGCACGCGCCAUGCUCAACCCAUCCAAGAUUGUGGUCCUUGACGAGGUCACCGCUAGCGUCGAUCUGCAAACGGACAGGCUGAUGCAAGAAAUUAUUCGCGAGAGCUUUGCGGGCCGCACACUGAUUAUUGUGGCGCAUCGCUUGCAAACGCUCAUUGAUUGUGAUCGCAUUGUGGUAAUGCAGUUUGGCAGGAUUGCCGAGGUAGGAGCUCCAGACACGUUGUUGGCAACGCCGAACGGCUAUUUUAGGCACCUAUGGAAUACAUAG
Molecule: messenger RNA, 4362 nt
Organism: Exophiala spinifera
Lineage: Eukaryota; Fungi; Ascomycota; Eurotiomycetes; Chaetothyriales; Herpotrichiellaceae
Exons: 7
Coding region: 1-4362 (1453 amino acids)
Biological process (GO): transmembrane transport
Cellular component (GO): membrane
Molecular function (GO): ABC-type transporter activity; ATP hydrolysis activity; ATP binding
Source: RefSeq, a predicted model, not a curated record